AUGUGUUAUUACACUAUUUUGCAGUGUGAUGCACUCCUUACAAGUGGUGCGAUGCCUGCUCUUCUCAAAGCUUUUGCCGAUUCAAUGGGAUCUUUCUACGACUUGAUCGCUGUUCAAACGAUGGGAUGUCCUACAUAUCAGACUUUAUUCGGGAUUUGUUCAUAG
Molecule: messenger RNA, 165 nt
Organism: Angiostrongylus costaricensis
Lineage: Eukaryota; Metazoa; Nematoda; Chromadorea; Rhabditida; Metastrongylidae
Source: the annotation of a GenBank genome assembly